Chrysochloris asiatica (Cape golden mole) is the source of this 8217-nucleotide messenger RNA. It is a transcript of the gene PDZD2, whose product is annotated as PDZ domain containing 2. NCBI's taxonomy places the organism in Eukaryota, Metazoa, Chordata, Mammalia, Afrosoricida, Chrysochloridae. Gene Ontology annotation, molecular function: protein binding. The record is from RefSeq and is a predicted model, not a curated record. The transcript is spliced from 24 exons. The coding region runs from base 4 to 8217 and encodes 2737 amino acids.
ACCAUGCCCAUCACCCAGGACAAUGCCGUGCUGCACCUGCCCCUCCUCUACCAGUGGCUGCAGAACAGCCUGCGAGAGGGCGGGGCGGGCCCCGAGCAGCGGCUCUGCCAGGCGGCCAUCCGGAAGCUGCAGGAGUACAUCCAGCUGAACUUCUCUGUGGAUGAGAGUGCAGUGCCACCUCCUGACCUCCAGCUCCCCGAGAUGGAGAUCUGCACUGUGUACCUCACCAAGGAGCUGGGGGAUGCAGAGAAUGUGGGCCUCAGUUUCGGGAACAUCCCCGUCUUCGGGGACUAUGGUGAAAAGCGUAGAGGGGGCAAGAAGAGGAAGACCCACCAGGGUCCUGUGCUGGAUGUGGGCUGCAUCUGGGUGACGGAGCUGAAGAAGAACAGCCCUGCAGGGAAGAGUGGGAAGGUCCGGCUGCGGGAUGAGAUCCUCUCCCUGAACGGGCAGCUGAUGGUUGGAGUGGAUGUCAGUGGGGCCAGUUACCUGGCUGAACAGUGCUGGAAUGGCGGUUUCAUCUACCUGAUCAUGCUGCGUCGCUUUAAACACAAAGUCCAUUCUCCUUAUAAUGGCAAUAGUAGCAACAGCUCUGAACCGGGAGAGACACCUACCUUGGAACCGGAAGACAGAACUACGAAAAAGGGAAAAAGAACACGGAAGUUUGGGGUCAUUUCCAGGCCUUCUACUACCAAGGCCACUGAAGAAUCCAAGAGCAGUGCUGACUGUGAGUUAGACAAUGACCCCACCCCAGAGCUGGACAAUGGCCAAAACCCUGAACUUGGAAAUGGGCAUGUCUUUGAGCUAGAGAAUGGCCCAGAUACUCUCAAAGAGGUGCUUGGAUCCCAGCUAGAGAGGUCAGAAGUGGACAGAGGGACAGAGCACAGAAUUUCCAAAACUGAUGCCCCUCUGCCCACAAAUCAUGACAAACGCCGCCUCUCAAAAGCUGGAAAGACAGACUUUCAAUCAAGUGACUGCCUGGCACGGGAGGAAGUUGGUCGGAUAUGGAAGAUGGAGCUGCUCAAAGAAUCAGAUGGGCUGGGAAUUCAGGUUAGUGGAGGCCGAGGAUCAAAGCGCUCACCUCACGCUAUCGUUGUCACUCAAGUGAAGGAAGGAGGUGCCGCUCACAGGGAUGGCAGGCUGUCCUUAGGAGAUGAGCUGCUGGUCAUCAAUGGUCACUUACUGGUCGGCCUCUCCCAUGAGGAAGCUGUGGCCAUUCUUCGUUCAGCCACUGGAAUGGUUCAGCUGGUGGUAGCCAGCAAGGAGAACUCCGCGGAGGACCUCCUCAGAUUAACAUCCAAGAGUUUGCCAGACCUGACCAGCUCCAUGGAGGAUGUGUCCUCUUGGACUGACAAUGAAGAUCAGGAGCCGGAUGGGGAUGAGGACGUAGGGACCAGCUCGCCUUGUGUCCAGGGAGCAAUACCCAGGGCAGACGAGACCCAAGACCCAUGUGGCCCUGAGGAGCCCAAGGGGAACUUGGAAAGUCCCAAACAGGGCAGCAGUAAAAUGAAACUCAAGAGUCGUCUUUCAGGGGGUGUGCACCGUCUAGAAUCUGUUGAAGAAUAUAACGAGCUGAUGGUAAGAAAUGGAGAUCCCAGGGUUAGGAUUUUGGAGGUCUCCCGAGAUGGCCGGAAGCAUUCUCUUCCCCAGCUGCUGGACUCUUCUGGAACCUCACAGGAAUACCACAUAAUGAAGAAGUCGACCCGCUCCCUAAGCACCACUCAGGUGGAAUCCCCCUGGAGACUCAUCCGGCCAUCAGUCAUCUCCAUCAUUGGGUUGUACAAAGAAAAGGGCAAGGGCCUUGGAUUCAGCAUCGCUGGAGGUCGAGACUGCAUUCGAGGACAGAUGGGGAUUUUUGUCAAGACUAUUUUCCCAAAUGGAUCAGCUGCCGAGGAUGGAAGACUUAAAGAAGGGGAUGAAAUCCUAGAUGUAAAUGGAAUACCAAUAAAGGGCUUGACGUUUCAAGAAGCUAUUCAGACCUUUAAGCAAAUCCGGAGUGGACUGUUUGUCUUAACGGUACGCACAAAGUUGCUGAGCCCAAGCCUCACGCCGUGCUCGACGCCCACACAUAUGAGCAGAUCCAGCUCCCCAAACUUCAACGCCAGCGGGGCAACCUUGGCAGCAAACUCUGAUGAGAGCAGUUCUUCAUCCCUGGGCAAGAAGACCCCAGGGCCCAAGGACAGGAUUGUCAUGGAAGUAACCCUCAACAAAGAGCCAAGAGUUGGCUUGGGCAUUGGUGCCUGCUGUCUGGCUCUCGAAAACGGCCCCCCAGGUGUCUACAUUCACAGCCUGGCCCCCGGGUCAGUGGCCAAGAUGGAAAGCAACCUGAGCCGCGGAGAUCAAAUCCUGGAAGUGAACUCAGUCAAUGUUCGCCACGCUGCUCUCAGUAAAGUCCACGCAAUCCUGAGCAAAUGCCCCCCAGGACCUGUUCGCCUUGUCAUCGGUCGGCACCCAAAUCCAAAGGUUUCUGAACAGGAAAUGGAUGAAGUGAUAGCACGCAGCACUUACCAGGAGAGCAAAGAGGCCAGUUCCUCUCCCGGCUUAGGUACUCCCUUGAAGAGUCCUUCUCUGGCCAAAAAGGACUCCCUUAUUUCUGAAUCUGAGCUCUCCCAGUACUUUGCCCAUGACAUCCCGGGUCCAUUGUCAGACUUCGUGGUGGCGGGCUCUGAGGAUGAAGAUCACCCCGGAGGUGGCUGCAGCACUUCAGAAGAUGGCAGCCUGCCCCCCAGCACCCCCACUCACAAGGAACCAGGAAAACCCAGAGCCAACAGCCUUGUGGCUCUUGGAAGCCAGCGGUCCUCUGGGCUCGUCCAUAAGCAGGUGACCGUUGCCAGACAAACCAGCCUUCCUGGAAGCCCACAGAUCCCCCGAAACCCUCUGCUCCGUCAGAGAAGGGUGAGCUGCUAUGAUGCCAAUGGUGCCAGUGAUGAAGGAGACUUUGAUGGAGAAGGGGACUGUGUUUCACUCCCCGGGAGCCUCUCGGGGUCCAGCAGACCCCAGACGGGGGAUGAUUCUGGGCGAGUCAUUAGAACCUGGCCCAAGGUCAUGGAGAGCAACAGCCGGGAGGAAGCACCCCAGAAAGCACUGGUCUGCAAGGCUGCCUCAGCACCUUUGCUUGGCAGUUCAGUGGACUUCGAGGACAUGGUGGACUCUCCUUGCCACACAGCCAACCUGCUGGACUGUACAGAGGCCCCCAUGGGUGGCCCUGGCUGCUCAGGGAAAGAGGAGCCUUCAGAAUGGCCGAGUUCACCCCAAGUGGAAUACAAAGCCAGUCCAGGUGCUCGGAGUCUGACGAAUACAGAGUGUCCCUGUCCCCCACAACAGAAGAAUGAGCACUUGGGGUCCAGGCACAAGCCGGUGGCCAGGAUCAGCCCACACUGCAAGAGGCCUGCAGCAGAGGUCAGGCCCCGGGGUUCAGAGCCAGCACAUCUGCCUGACAGGGUCGAUGAAGCGUGUGGUCCAGACUCAAAUGUCCAGGCUACUUCCUUAAAAGUGACCAUCACUGGUUUUCAGCCAGGAGGAACUGCAGAAAUGGAAUCUCUAAGAACGCAGACCACUGAGGCUGGGUGCAUCUCUCUGGAGAGUGAGCUCCCUGGGGCCCUGUCCCACCCUGAAGCCAGCCACCUUGCAAAGCGCCUGCCCGAAGCUGGACAAGAGGGGGUGCAACAAACUGUGGCUGUUCUUGAUGCAGGACUGAACCUCGUCACAUCCCCAGGGAACAAGGGGGCUUGUUCCGACCCCAGCAAGGUCUCGACAAUUAGGGGCAAAGCCUGUCUGCCUGAGAAUGCCAGCCAGCGUGCGUGGCCCACGGUAUCCCCUGGCGAGGCCAGGCCUGCAGUCCGGCUCAUUGGGGACCCCAACAUGUCCCCAAGGAAGGAGAUAGUGGCUCUUCCUGACUUCAGUCCACCCGGAGCAGCCUUUGAAGCCAGCCAGUCUGCCAAGGCCAGGACGGCAGCUGCCCUUCAGGGAGCCAAGCCUGAGGCAGAGGGAGCGUCUCUGUCACCAGACUUUGUGGCAUUCCAUGGGAAGACACAAGAGCAAGAAGUACAAGGGAACCACGGCAAAGUGUUGGCAACAACAGAGACCCGCAUUCCUGGAAACUCCAGGAAGUUGGCUUCUGUGUCUGAGGAGGCGACCACGGGGGCAUGUGGCAGCGACUCAGGCCACUGCUGCCCAGGGCUGCAGAGAGAGGGUCCUGGGACCAGCAGGGACAGAGACCUCACGGAGGGCCCGGCUUCCGAGUCCCCUCAGCCAGGGUACCCAGCAAGUGCCGAGGGCCCCUGUCAGGGUGGAUCCAGCCCUGGGAGCUCCUGCCAUGCCACGCUGGCCACUGGGAGAGAAGCCCCCUCGCUGAGGAGGGCCCCUGCCACUGGCCCACCACCUGGGGCCCCCUGGGCAUCUCCGCCUUCAGUUUGGGAUUCAAUUAACCCUGACAGACAUUUUACUGGGAACAAAAACUUCCUGAGCAACUACUCUAGAAAUCUCAGCAGCUUUCACGAAGACAGCCUCUCCCUGUCAGGCCUGGGCCAUAGCACCAAGCCAUCUCUCUCGUCCAUGUAUGGCGAUGCUGAGGACUCGUCCUCAGAUCCCGAGUCACCCACAGAGGCCCCACGCCCAUCCACCAGGGACAGCUGGUCGCCACCAACUUCUCCUCAGUCAACUCGAAAGGAAGAUACUACAGAGUCUGAAGAGGAGCAAAUUGAACUUUGUUCCACAAAUGGCUGCUCCUGCCCACCCUCAGUGACUGCCCGUCCACCUGGCCCGGCUGCCCUGUCCCCUGUGCCAGCCACAGUUGUGCCAUUGAAACGCAGUGCUCUGGGUGGCUCAGCAGGGGACCCGGGGGACAGAGCCACCUUCGUGUCAGGGGCAUCAAUACCAAGUCCGUCCCUGCCACCCUCACUCGGGGAUAUCCACUCUCAGGGGCAGGGGACUCCUGGGAACCACAGGUCCUCGAGUACAGAGGAGCUGCUGGUGGUCACCAGCAGUGGCUCGGCAGUCUGCAGUCAGGGUCCCCUGGUCAGUGUCUGCCCUCCUAGCCUGGUGAAUGGAGUGGCCUCAGCCUGGCUGGGUGAGGAGACCCCAAACCAACAAGAAACAAAUGUUAAUACAAGUGGAGAUGGCUCUGACACUAGAGAUCCUGUGGCAGCAAAGGUACCCAUCUCCCAAAGCCAGAUUCCAGGUGACCUGCUGCAGAAACCCAAAAUGACCCCCAGGAAGCCCAUCAUGGCCUGGUUUAAAGAAAGAAAUAAAAAUCACCAAGGUAGCCAUUGGCCGAGCAAAACGGAACAGGAGCCAUCCACGGUGCCAAUCAGAAGCCCUGACUCCAAAACUCAAACAAUAAGUUUGAGCCACAAAAAAGGCGUUUCAGGGCCUAACAGCCCCCCUCCACUGAAAAUCAACCUUGAGAAUCGAGACCCACCAAAAAAAAGUUCAGGGGAAACACUGGCAAGUAACUGCCCAAAACCCAAAUCUGGUGCGAAGCUGAAGAAGCUCAGCAUCAACAGUAAAAGCCAAGUCCGGGCCGAGGUCCCUGCUGCUAACACGGCUAAGGCUGGCGGGGUGGACUCCCGGAAGGCCCAGAAAGGGCUCUCUAAGGUAGCUGCCUAUCGAUCUCACACAGGUGUCCACGAGGAGCUUGACAAAAGUGCUGCCACCACCACCAAGUCCCCCAAGUAUGGGAUGGAGAGUAAGGCGCCCCCGACCGCCUCUGGGUCACUGACGUCCUCAGGGUCCGACACGAGCAUCAGGAUGGUCAUCUCGCCCCUCACCUCCCCCAAGGCUCUGCCCGAGUCAGGUAGCCCCAGGUCCCCCAGAUGUGGAACAGCCAGUCCUACAACAGCAUCGAACGGCAGCCUCGGCACCACGGAGAACGAGUAUAACCCUCAGCCUCCUGGACAGAAAGACUCCCGUACAUCCUGCCAAAUGGCUUCAGGGACAGCCGCCCAGGCUAGCGUGGCCAGUGAUAAAGGGAGUCGAGUCAUUGCUAGUGAUGCCCAGGACAGAACAAAGCAGUGGGAAAUCGAGGAGGUUUCCCCCGAGAGGAUGCCUGAGGCUGCAGCUGAAAGUGACAGGUGGGAAGGGCUCUCGGCCCAGAGCAGCUGUCAGGACAGGGGCGAGGGCAGACUCUGUCCCCAGUCAGUGGGGUCACCACCCUCCCCCACGCUUCAGGCCUCCCGGGUCCCCCAGGAAAUGCAACGCUCUUUCAGUGUGACCAAGCUGGCUUCCUCCUCCUCCCCGCAGCUGCCUGCUAAACAGACGGGUUCCACCCCGGGAAAAACAAGCCAAGCGCUGGAACCCCAAGGGAUGCCCAAGAACAUCACACCGGUGGGCACCACAGUGGACGAUGCCCCCUACUUUACACCACGGCCAGCCACCAGGACCUACUCCAUGCCAGCCCAGUUCUCCAGCCACUUUGGACGGGAGGGUCCUUCCCUCCACAGUCCCAGUGGCUCCCAUCCGGAUGACCAGAGCCCUGUCUGUAGUGGCUUCCUGGAGACAAAACCCUCCAGAGGGGGUGUCGUCGGCCUGGUGAACGGGCAGAGCGGGCCUGGGGUGAAGCCCCUGCUGGAGACACCCAGGAACCUUUCAACCACAGAUGGAGACACCCUGACCUCCCAGGAGACAAGCUGUCUCGUCACAGACAAAAUCCGAGUCACCAGGAGACACUACUACUACGAACAGAACUGGCCUCAUGAAUCCACCUCAUUUUUCUCUGUAAAGCAAAGGAUAAAGUCUUUUGAGAAUCUGGCCAAUUCUGACCGGCCCGCCGCCAAGUCUGGUGCUCUCCCGUCUCUGUCUGUAAGUUCCAAGCCCCCCAUUGGGAGGCGCUCGUCUGGCAGCAUCCCUUCGGGGAGCCUGGGCCACCCCGGGGAGACAGCGAGGUCACUGAGACGGAGCCUGAGCUCCUGCAGUGAAAGCCAAAGUGAAGCCAGCUCCCUCAUCCCCCCGAUGAUCAAGUCCCCUUCCAGUACCACGCUGACCGUCUCCCGGCAGACCCCAGUGGAGACAAGCAGCAAGGACCCCAGUUCGGAUCCAAAGAAAUCACCGGGCCCUUCGGGGAUCCCCACCCCCACAGUGACCCCAGCCUCUCCCAUCAAGAGGAACAAGUCGUCAGUACGCCAUGCCCAGCCCUCAUCUCUGUCCCGCUCCAAGCUGCAGGAGUUGCGAGCCCUGAGCAUGCCCGACCUGGACAAGCUCUGCAGUCAGGACUACCCGGCCGAGCCCACAGCUGUGCUUUUCAAAACAGAGCUGGAAAUCAUCCCCCAGAGGUCGCUUGGCAGCCCUGGUGGAGCCAUUUCUGGACUCAAUGGAUCAGCUGGGAACUGUGCCUGGCCAGGGGGUGACAGCCCUAAAGCCAGUGAGCCAGGGCUACUGGGUUCAGGCAACACCACCCAGGAUCUGCCCUCCGGAAAAAGCUGGUCAAUUACUUUGGCUCAACUUCUUGUCUCAGUGGGAGCCCAGCGAAGGUUACAAUCCAUUCUAUCCUCAGUGGGGUCAAAAUCUACCGUCCUUACUCUCAUUCAGGAAGCGAAGACACAAUCAGAGAAUAAAGAAGACAUUUACUUCAUAGUCUUGAACAAAAAAGAAGGCUCCAGUCUGGGAUUCAGUGUGGCAGGAGGGACUGAUGUGGAGCCCAAAUCAAUCCUGGUACACAGGGUGUUUUCUCAGGGGGCAGCUUCUCAGGAAGGGACCGUGAACCGAGGGGAUUUCCUGCUGGCAGUCAAUGGCACCUCCUUGGCUGGCCUCGCCCAGAAGGAUGUCCUCAAGGUCCUCCACUUGGCACAGCUGCACACAGAUGCCCUUGUGGUUAUCAAGAAGGGACAUGACCAGUCCAGAGCCUCGACCAGGCUGGAGCCUCCCACAGCCAAUGGGAAGGGUCUGCCGUCCAGAAGGAACAUUGCCCUGGAGCAUGGAAUGGGGAGCUGCACAGCUGCCCAAGAGGCCGUGUGUGUGGAAGUGCUGAAGACCACUGCUGGCUUGGGAUUAAGUCUGGAUGGAGGAAAGUCAACUGUGUCUGGAGAUGGACCCCUGCUCAUUAAGAGAGUAUACAAAGGUGGAGCCGCUGAAAGAGCAGGAACACUAGAAGCUGGAGAUGAAAUCCUUGCCAUUAAUGGACAACCCCUGGUUGGGCUCAUGCACUUUGAUGCCUGGAAUAUUAUGAAGUCUGUACCGGAGGGACCUGUGCAAUUAGUGAUUAGAAAGCACAGAAAUUCUUCAUGA